GGGAGUUGCAUAGAGACGGACCAUUAGAAAAGUGAAUUGAAGGGGGGGGAGGGGUGGAAGGUUUCAGUCGUGCAUGUUUUUCUCAAGACGUGCAUAAUUUUUUUUUAUCGUUGUAUGCAUUUUUUCUUUCUGGUUUUGGCUGCAUGCAUUUUUUCCAGGCCUUUCAUCGUGUAAGAAUUGAUUUUGUUCCUAACCUUCCCCCACUUCACUUUUUUAAUGGCCCGUCCCCUAUUUGGGGAGGCGCUUAUUCUAUCAGCUUAGGGUGACGCUAACUCGAGGAUGGGCGCCAAGCAACUUGGACGCCGACGGCAGAGAGAACGUAACCCCCAAAACGUUUUCAUGCUUUGCGCUCAAUUCUAAACAAGUUUUGAUAAACUUCACUCGUUUUUAUAGUCCCCCAAAAAAUAGAGACAAGCCUAAAACCUUAUUUUUAACAUAGCGAACAAGGAUAUAGUCUAGUUUUCAGCGCACACGUUUCAGCCCUUUGGUCUAGCUCAGCGGCGUUGCCAAGACUAUUAACAGGAGGGGGCCCAAAACGUCUCGUACAUUGACUGUAGUUUUGGAUACUAGAAGGGGGGGACCUGUAGCUAUACCGUAAAACUUGAAAGGGAAAAGGCUGAAAUGAAUCAGAAUUAAUUUCGAGUACAUUUCACGUCUGGCUUGAAUUUUCCAUUUUUUUUUCUUUUUGCCGUCGCUGUUCGCGUUGCGGUCGUCGUUGCUUUAAUUCCCUAUUUAUUAUCUAGUGCUGCUUCGUUCUUUCCUAGCUCUAAUUUCCACCUCCAAUUUCUAUCUCUCGGCUCUCCUUUUUUCUUUAUACUUUUUUGCCUGGGCCGUCACAAUUCUUACCGACCACAGAAAACCCGGACAGAAGUCUCUGUAAGAGCUCCGGGGACUAUUUUCAUUGAAUAAUAAUGCCGCAAGGUCUCGAAAUAUGAGGGUUGCAUAACCCUUUUGUGUAUCUUGGUAUUUGUUUAUUAAAGAAGCAUUCCUUUGACAAGUCUCGUCUUAUUUAAAGAAAUUCUAACAUCGAAUCUUCGCCUUUUUACUGAGAAGAUACGUAAGCCGACUUUUGUACUUCUGUAAAUGGCUGCCCUACACGAUCCUCCAGCAGCAGAAUUAGCUGCUUUGGCUGAUCCUGCUAUCGCCGUUCCAGCGGACCCGCCUGUCGAGCCAGAGAGAGCCGAGGGAAACGAGUACAUUGCUUCAGAAGCCAACCCAGCCGACGCCCCCUCACGCACCCUCUCGGAUCUAGACACCAUGUUAAGCCCACAAGCGUCAGUAGAAACAGCUUUUGGCCCCCAUACCGUCGACCUGAUAUCCCUACCAGAAAACGCGAAGUUCGACCUAUCGGGCCGCCGUCUGUGGUUCUUCUCUCCAUUCCCAUGCGCAGAAGCCGGAGGAACCAAUGUUUUCUCGCAAAACCUCGAACCCUGGGAAAACGCGUACGUUUUUCUCCCUUUCACACUUGUUGGCCCUCUCGUCAGAUACCUCAAAGCCUCGCAGCUGCGUACUUACACCCUUAUCGCCUCGGACAUUUCUCCAAGAAAGUACUGGUGGCCCCUUGUUACGCAAAACUCCACUGCAGCCUUUAAGCUCGGCAUCAAGGGCAACAAACACACCCUCCUGUUCCCGUCCAAAUCAAGUAACGCUGCGUGGAUCGAGAAGCCUUUACAAUGGGAUUUGUGGGUUUUCCGCUUUGUGCAAAUGUCCUGCCCCUCGUACCGAGAAUGUGGGUCCAGGCGGUUCAAUGCCCCGAGUGUAGCUACCCCAACGAUUAGACAUUCGCCUUUUGUCAGCGCUGUGGCUACAGAAGAAAGACUGAGCAACAUGAAGGCAAAAUGACAAAAGUCCCCUUAAAUCUUGAAGCCAUUGAAAACAGACUCGACGAUCUGCGAGGGAAGAUCCGCAAAAAGCCAUAUCAGAAACAAAAAGCAAGCCUCCAAGUAGAAUUUGAGCGUUUUUUGUACUCUCUCCCCUGUCAAAAAACUCUCACAUCUGCCUCUCCCUCGGACAUAACGAGAUUUCUUGUCUAUAAAGACCGUAAGGGGAGGACCAAAAUACACACUCCAAAGUGCAAAUACUUUGGAUCUACAAGUAAAAGUCACUGAGCAUGCCCUAGCAGAUUAGCAGCAGGUACAGUAGACAGCACUAUAGGGAAGUUAAGGUCCAUCUUUAUCGAAGCAGGAAGGGGGGGCGAAUGGAACAACAUGCUCGGAGUAGGUAACCCAGCCGCACACCACUCUGUAAAACAGUACCUUUCCUCCGUUCGCGAAGAACAAGCUAGCGCAUUAAUCUUCCAAAAACAGGCUGUUCCAACAUUCUUUGACAAGAUGUCUUAACUGUGCGCAUACCUUAAAUCUCUAGUGUUUUCCCCGAGCUGCACCGCGCCCCAACGUUACACUUAUGUGCGCGAUAUGGCUUUCUUUUGCCUAGACUUUUAUACUGGGGAUGGGGGCUCAGACUUAGGCAGGGUAUUCACGAAAGAAGUCGCACUACUCCCGGACAAGCAAGGCUUUUUUGUUCUGUCACACUUUUGGAAAGACACUAAGGGGUGGUGGGAAAUCCAACACCUUCUAGAUAAAAAAGUGUUUAGACAACAAGGUAUUCCUCGUGUCAAACCUAACCGUCUAUAUAAAACUAUGUGAUUUGAUGGGCAUCAACUUGAGGUAUGGUUAUCUGUUUCGAGUUCUAUCCAAAAACAACGAAGUAUCAGACGAUCCCUUCGUGGGUUCAGCAAUAGCAAACCGACUUUCUUUACACCUUAAGUCGGCUGGUAUUCAUAAUGGGGAAACGAUGCAUAGCUUUCGUAGCGGAUGCUCCAUCACUCUCUCACUACUUGGAGUACCUUACGAGGAAAUAGCUCGACAUGUUGGUUGGUCGUCAGUCGUAACAGCGGAGUACUACACCCAAAAAGACAAAGUAAUGAACGCCGGCACAACAGCCUCAACACUAGCAGCUAGCACAACCCCUUCCAUUGGCGAGGCGCCUGCUGCCUCCACAUUGACCCGAAUAUUCUCUGAGAAAAACGAGCUCACGGGCCUCUCCUUGGCUUUCCCCUAAAAGUUCCGCUCAAUAUCCUUCUCUAGGGGAAAGGGUUUGAUUUUCUGAGUUUUGGGAAAGGUAUCCUCUCUUUUUCUGUUCUUUCAGGUAAAUCAGCCCUUAGUUUAAUAACGUUAAGCUGUAGGUAGAGUCAUCCGGGGUCAACUCAUUUCCCAUAACUAAACCCCCUAUGAUCGAGACAAUGAGCGGCCUGGUUACUUCAAUAAAAAUCAUUCACUACCUUAUUCUGCUUAAUUUUCGCGCGUACUUAAAUUCGUUUCUCGCGAUUGCAAAAAAAAUCGCGAACUUAAAGACUCGCGAAAAAUAAAGACCGCGAACUUUGAUCUCGCGAAAAUUAAUGAUAGAAAAAUCGUUGAAGGCUCAUCUUUAUGUGAGGACAUGUAUUUCAAAUUCAGCUGCCGCUUAGGGACAGCGCGUGGGUUUUUUUUUUAUUUCAAUUAUAUUGGCCUUGUUUCAGGUGUCGGUCACCUUUAUUUUCUUGUGAAAACUUGAACCUCAAAUAAUUCACGAAAUUUAAUCCCUGCAAACACAAUUUUUCUCCGCGAUCGCGCAAUUAAAGACUCUCGAAAUGCGCCGAGAAAAUUUUCGCGAAAUUUAAGAUGCGCAAAAAUGCGGUUUGUACAAACUCUGACAAAUGACCGAACUUAAUCCACCAAAAACAUUCUGCUACUUCGAAGGGUUUUGUUCUUCGGACUCAUUGUUCAAUAUAAAUACCACCACACACUGGCCACUCUACGAUUUCAAAGGCUUUUAAAGAACGAACAAUGCAAAGUAAAACAAAAUCAAAGGCGACAAUUUUGAAUGGCAUUGGGUUGAAAAAAGAAAUGAAAAUUACGACUCCGCAAGAUAAUAAAUCUGACAAUUUUUAUUUAAAACAUUUAGGUCGAGAUAUAUAUUGAAAACACGCAGUCAAAGCAUGCGGUUGCUCGUAGUUUAGUCUUGGCUAUUUGCUUUUGUAAGCAUUGUUCCCUCAAGAAAAAAGCAUUGAUAUCUGGGUUACUUACAAUUUUAAAUGGCAUUGGGUUGAAAAAAGAAAUGAAAAUUACGACUCCGCAAGAUAAUAAAUCUGACAAUUUUUAUUUAAAACAUUUAGGUCGAGAUAUAUAUUGAAAACACGCAGUCAAAGCAUGCGGUUGCUCGUAGUUUAGUCUUGGCUAUUUGCUUUUGUAAGCAUUGUUCCCUCAAGAAAAAAGCAUUGAUAUCUGGGUUACUUCAAAUGCAUCACUGAUAGUUUGAUAAAUGACCCGUCAACAGAUUGUAACCUGAUCUAAACGGUUUAUUUUACGAAAAUAUACUACUCGUGCCGUGCACGAAGCUGUUUAGUAUUAUGCAAAACGGGUGAGAUCGUUCCGGCGUUCAUUUGAAAAAGCAGAAACAAAUUAAUAUUUGUUUAUUCAGUACGCACCAAUGAAAUCGAAUGGUUCUAAAUAUACGGGGAUAUUUGCAUACAGCUUGUUCGAUCCUUUCGGUAAACUCUACUUUGCAAGGAUGACAGAAACAUCGACGCGGGAAACUGAAACUAUCAGUUACGUUUAGUUCAGCGGCGAAUUAUUUAGCUUUAAGCUGUUUUCUAUCCGAGUUCAAGGAAUAUUUCUCGACGCGUGAGUUACGGUGUGUAGUUUAUAACUGGGUUAUAACACGACCUUCUGUCACGAACGAGCUACAAGUGCCAAGCGAACAAGAACGUUACAUUGUUUACACUGUUUUUGCAGCUA
Molecule: messenger RNA, 4775 nt
Organism: Nematostella vectensis (starlet sea anemone)
Lineage: Eukaryota; Metazoa; Cnidaria; Anthozoa; Actiniaria; Edwardsiidae
Exons: 4
Coding region: 1084-1842 (252 amino acids)
Source: RefSeq, a predicted model, not a curated record